Molecule: messenger RNA, 14273 nt
Organism: Anguilla anguilla (European eel)
Lineage: Eukaryota; Metazoa; Chordata; Actinopteri; Anguilliformes; Anguillidae
Product: probable E3 ubiquitin-protein ligase HECTD4
Exons: 77
Coding region: 488-13831 (4447 amino acids)
Molecular function (GO): ubiquitin-protein transferase activity
Source: RefSeq, a predicted model, not a curated record
AAAGCGAAAUGCAUUCUGGGAACACUCGGCCUAAGAAACAUGGCGUCUCACUGACAGCUGUGCUACUGCCAUUAUCUGGUCGGUCGCUGAUGAACAGGAGUAGGACCACCGACGCAGGCUUGUUCUCCAGUUAAUUUCAGUUAUCGGUCUUGCUCAGACUCGGAUUCCAGUGGCAAAAGCCGCUCCUCGACGAAAGGGUGAAAUAUACAACGUAUUAGAAGCCAGAGUCACGCCCACUCUGUUUGGAAAAGAAGGGAGAGCACUCAGUUGGCUAACGUUAGCUCGCGAGCUAACCUGCAGCGUCUGGGCUACUGACCCGGGCGGCUCACUGACACAGCUAGCAGCUAACAGGCUAGCGAUUACAGGCGUGUUGUUCACCGUGUUGACAGCAGAAUGUCUGUUGUGUAGAGAACAUUUCCGUGACCACGGGUACUUUAUUUUUUAAUGUUCGACCUGUCCGGGUUUUGUUUUUUUGGAGGAGAGAGAGAUGGGGUCGGGGGCCGUGGAUUCGUCCCAGUGGCUGUCGGUGAAGGAAGAGACGAUUUUUCUUCACGACGGACUGAUUCGGGUCACGGACCUGGCCGAGCUGCCUAGUGAGAUCGGGGUUUCGGAACAGGGGGACACCGAACAGGAGAUCCUGACCUUCGAGACCAAGAACCCGGCCGAGUUGGCAGAGCGUCUUCGGGCCGUCUGCGGUAACCAGAGCAACGCCUAUGCCCGCCUGCUGGAGUACCGGCUCAAUGCCCUGCGCGGCCUGUGGGGGGCGCAGCGGCAGCUGGCGCUGGAGGAGCAGCAGGAGCGGGAGGGGGCCGGGGGGGACGAGGAGGCGCUGGCCCUGCUCAAACGGCAGGGCCUCCUGCAGCAGCCGGAGCAGGCCCCCUUCACCUCCCGCAUGGGCCUCCUGCUGGUCUUCCCCCUCCUGCAGUCCCAGUCCCGCAGCGACCCCACCCUCUGCAGCAUCACCGCCGAGGUCCUCCUGGCCUGCCUGCGGGACUGCCAGCCGCUCAGCCUCAGUAAGGAGCCUGCAGACUGUCUGAACGGGCUGGAGAGCCUGCUGUGCUCCUGGCUGGAGGAGGAGCCCGCCCACAGACCCGCCCCCUCCCCGCUGCACACCCACAGGCAGAGGGAGAACGCCGCCGCCGCCCUGGUGGCCCUCGCCUGCGCCAGGGGCUCGCUGAAGACCUUCAUCCACACUGUUCACCUGCUCCAGAGGCAGACGGACCUGGGCCAGCUUCCUGUCGCCGACGUCCUGUACAGGCUGCUGUUGCUGGAGGGCGGGCCCGGGUCCCCGUCCUGCCUGCUGGGGGGCAAGCACAGCGUGUCCUGGGGGUUCGAGGACAUGCUCCCCGCCCCGGACAGCAACGCCACGGGAGCCGAGAGCAAAGACGCUGACCUGGGGCGCUGCCUGGCGACGGACGGGCUCUAUCUCUACACCACCAACUCCUUUGGGAAGGGGGUCAGCAAGCUGGGCUCCGGGCUGCACGGGACUCUGCGCGGCUUUGUGUACUGUCGGAAUGAGGAGCUGGAGGCUGGCUGGGUGGUGUUCAGCAGCGGGCGGCUCCUCCACCGGCCCGCCUCCUUCGACACCAAACCCCAUCAGCUGUGCCAAGUCAUCGACCCCUUCACCCUGCAGGUGUGUCAGAUCGUGCCCAUGCCCGCCCACCACUUCCCCGUGGGCAGCAGCCUGACCACGCUGCACCUGUGCUCCGACGGGUCCUACCUGUACUGGGUGUGGUCCCCGGCCAGCCUUAACGAGAAGACCCAGAAGGGCCACUCCGUCUUCAUGGACGUCUUCACGCUAACGACUCAGACGGGCCUGUGCGUGGCCGAGGUCCUGCAGGAGAGGGUGAUCCUGACGCGGAAGGAGGGCGAGUCGUCCAAGUGUCUGAACGACCUGCUGCUGAGCCGGAUGUCCCGCUUCCGAGCGUCGCACUCGGCCACGCUGGCCGCCCUCACGGGCUCCACCAUCACCAACACCGUCAAGGAGGAGCAGUCCGCGGUGAACACCAGCUGCGGGCUCUCCCUGAAGACGCUGCGGAAGACGCCCAUGUACGUGUGCGGGACGUACCUGGUGAUGCUGGCAUCGCCCCCGGGGGUGUCGGGCAGCUCCGCCACGCGCUCCCUGUUCGGGGGCACCAGCGGCCUGUCCUCCCUGAAAAUCCUGGCUUCCAGUCUGGUGUUUAGCCUGGCCGACGGGCAGUUCAGUAGCCGUGCCGACCUCAUCGACGCCCCAGGCAGCUCGCUGGGUCGAGGGGCGCAGGUGUCUGGGUUGGGGGCCUGCUACGACUCCCUGAACAACCUGAUCUGGACCUGCUCCAGCGACUACAUGGACCAGUGGUGUAACCCUGGCAACCAGGCCUUCCACCACGUGUGCCACAGGCUGGGGGUCAGCCACAUCAUCAAAGAGCCCAAAGAAGAGACGGUGGCGACGGGCGAGGUGAUAAACCAGCUGCUGCACCACGUGGGCGCCAUGUGCAUCCACCAGCUCAACGUGCUAGCUGCUAGCAGCAGCAGCCUGCCCGUGGGCGCCUUCCUGGGGAAGCAGCACCCCAUCGAGGCCCAGCACUUCAGCAGCAUCUGCGACAUCAUGGAGAAGGCCAUGGUCAACGGGGACACCUGCAUCAUCCGCUGCAUUCUGGUGGUGUUCCAGGUGGUGUUCAGGUUCUUUAACCCGCAGUCGGAGCAGAACCGGGAGAGCGUGCGGAGGUCCGGCCUGCUGCUCUGGCAGCUGCUCAUGGCCCCCGUGGAUCAGAUAGGAGCUGAGAUCCAGGGGGAGGUGUGCCUGGCUAUCAGCUCGGGCUUGAACAUCUUGUAUCAGGGAGAGACUGAGCUGAACAACCUGUUAAAGCUGGUUCUGACCGAAGGAGACCGGAACAGCGGGUUGUCCCAGCUCCGCGACGUUAUCCUCACCAACCUGGCCGACCAGCUGCAGAAGAACCGUUUCGGGAGUGAGGAUGACGACCAUUACAGGCUCAGUGAUGAACUGCUGCACUGCAUUCUGAAGACGGUGGUGCGCGAGUCUUGCCUGCUCAUCACCAAGUGUCAGACCGUCUCCAAGGACGACUUCCAAAAGCUGCUCUCCACCGUGCCGGUGGCCUCGCCCAGCCUCCGCUACCUCAUGGCCGUUCAGAACCACCUGCUCAGCAACACGGUUCUGAUCCGGCCCGACGACGGCGACGACAGCGACAGCUCCCUGCAAGGGGAAACAAUGAAGGUACAGGAGCUGCAGACCAGCAUCCUGUCUCUGGCUGCUAAGAUCCUGGUGGGCUGUGACGAGGUUCUGGAGACCCUGCAGCAGGUCACCACCGCCCUCAUCAACAGCGACAUCGCCGAUCGGGAGAACAGGUUGAAGGGUCUGGAGCAGGUAACCAAGGCGACCAUGCUGGGCCACCUGCUGCCGGUGCUGCUGACCUCGCUGAUGCACCCCAACCUGCAGACGCUGACGCUGGCUGACGUGCUCAUGCCGCAGCUGGUGCAGCUGGUGCUCUACACCAGCCAGACUGCCUUGCUGCUGAAGACCCAGUCCCCGCUCUUCAGCGACGGGGCCGCCUUGGCCGGAGGAUCCGCUGGCCAGAGGGGAAAGCUGCCCCCUGUGGAUGACAGCUUGCGGACCCUGGAGGAGAGGGAGGAGCCGGGGUUCCUGACGGGGCUGAAGAUCCCCGCCCCCUGGGCCGCGGGGAAGACGGUGGAGACGGUGCACCCUGUGCGGGACAACUACAAGUUCAAAGAGACGGUGCACAUCCCCGGGGCCCGCUGCCUGUACCUGCGCUUCGACCCCCGCUGCUCGUCCCAGUACGACUACGACAAGCUGGUGAUCUACGCCGGGCCCAACACCAACAGCCGCAAGGUGACGGAGUACGGCGGGAACACCCUGGGCUACGGCAGCCGCAGCGUGCUGGGGACCGGCUGGCCCAAAGACCUGGUCAAGGUGGAGGGCGACACCGUCACCUUCUCCUUCGAGAUGCGGAGUGGGCGGGAGCACAACACACCGGACAAGGCCAUGUGGGGCUUCUCCUGCACGGUCCGCGCCCAGGAGUCCUCGGAGGACGUGUCGGGGGGGCUGCCGUUUCUGGCAGACCUGGCGCUGGGCCUGUCCGUUCUGGCCUGCUCCAUGCUGCGCAUCCUGUACCACGGCCCGGAGCUGACCCGCGAGGAGGAGGCCUGUCAGGACCUGCUCUGCUCCAAGCUGCUGCAGAGGUGCCAGUGGCAGGUGGAGGCUAACGGCGCCAUCUCCCCCGCCCUGACGCCCAGCCCCUCCCCGCUGCCCCCCCUGACCAUCGAGGAGGACCGGGAGUUCAUCUACCCCACCGACGUGCUGAUACCCCCACCGGGGCUGAUGCCCGGGGCCUACUUCGACCUGCCGCGCAUCCGCCUGCCCCCGGGAAUCAUGGGACGGCUGCGGGAGGUCUCGGGGAGGGCGCGGCCGCAGUUCCGGCCCAGCAUCAAGGAGGUGAUCCGGCCGGACGUGAUGGAGGAGGUGAUCGUGUCCUGCGUCAUCAAGCACCUGGCGCUGGUGGACGCGCUGCAGUCGCUGGUCAACUUCCAGUACCGCGAGGAGCACGCCGAGGAGCACGACCUGCUCUGCAAGAUCAUGGCCGAGACCUUCAAGAAGAUCAACGCCAUGGAGCGCCAGCUGCAGAGUGUGGCAGAGCUGGAGCAGAAGUGGCAGAAUGAGGUUGAAGAGGCUCAGCAGGGAAAGCUGGAGAACAACAAUCCCUUCUUCCAUGAUUACCACUUCUUUGAGAACAAAAUGAAGGAGUUGGAGCUGCUCUGCUCCUUGAAGGAGGUGCCUUUGGACUGCAGCGAUCUGGAAAACGUGGUGCUGGCUCUCAGGGAGAAGUUCUUCCAGGAGGUGAACUCCCUGCAGCGCAGUGCUGCUCCUCUGGCCAAGACCAAGGCCCUGGUGAAGAGCCUGACCAACCGGACCGAGCUCCUGCUGCACGUCACCAUCGCCCCCCACUGCAGGAGCCUGAGCAGCACGCCCACCGGCACGCCAGCCUGCAAGUCUGUGUCCGACACCAAGACCAUGACUCCCCCGGCCAAGCAGCCCGUCUUCCUGCGCAGCAUGUCCGCGCCCUCUGACCUGGAAAUGAUCGCCAACCAGGACCUGGAGUUCACCCACGGCAACCAGAGGAGGCGGCACCACCCCUCCAGCCACCGCAGCACCUCCUUCACGCUGCUGCAGUCUCUGGCCGUGGAGGACAGCCGGGACAAGCCCACCUACAGCGUGCUGCUGGGACAGCUGUUCGCUUUCAUAGGGACCACGCCCGACCAGGCCGUGUCGAGCAGCAGCUUCCUGGCGGCGGCGCAGACGCGCUGGAGGCGGGGCAGUGCGCGGAAGCAGGCGCUGGUGCACAUGAGGGAGCUGCUCACCGCUGCCGUGCGAGUGGGCGGAGUCACGCACCUGGUGGGGCCCGUUACCAUGGUGCUGCAGGGCGGGCCCAGGAUCGAGGAGCUGACGUGCGGGGGCAUGGUGGAGCAGGUGCAGGAGGCUUUUGGGGAGACCAUGACGUCGGUGGUGUCACUCUGUGCCCGGUACCCCAUCGCCUGUGCCAACAGCAUCGGCAUGCUCUGCACCAUCCCCUAUACCAGGAGUGAGGAGCAGUGUCUGGUGCGCAGUGGGCUGGUGCAGCUGAUGGACCGGCUGUGCAGCCUGAGCAGCCAGCGCGACUGCAGCUCCAGCGAGAAGCAGACCAAGAAGCAGCGCGUGGCCACCAUGGCCUGGGCCGCCUUCCAGGUGCUGGCCAACCGCUGCAUCGAGUGGGAGAAGGUGGAAGGGGGCUCCACGGACGCAGUGCAUUCUGGGCUGGCGCGGCAGGUGUCCAGCCUGCUGACCAAUCACCUGGCUCGAGCCACGGAGUGCUGUGGGAACCAGGCGGCGGGAAACGACGCGCUGCAGGACGUGCUCAGCCUCCUCAACGACCUGUCCAGGAGCCACAUCGGCAAGGCCAUCCUGAGCCAGCCGGCCUGCGUGUCCAAGCUGCUGUCGCUGCUCCUGGACCAGCGGCCGUCGCCCAAGCUGGUGCUGAUCAUCCUGCAGCUGUGCCGCGCGGCGCUGCCCCUGAUGAGCGUGGAGGACUGCGGCAACGUGGCGCUGCCGCCCUGGAGCUACUCCAUCCACGCGCUGGACGCCGAGCCGCGGGACUCCGCCUCCGACCCCGCAGACCCCGCCUCCCGCAUCGCCGCCCUACUGCUCGCCAAGCUGGCCGACUACGUGGUGCCAGGGUGCCAGACGCUCCUCUCCCCCAGCUCCUCAGAGCCGGACACCAGCCUGAGCCGCAGCAGCCCCAAGAGCUCGCUGAAGUCGGACAAGGACGCGGGGGAGGAGGGCGAGGCCGUGGACGGGAAGCUGUCCAUCUUCAUCCACAAGCGGGAGGACCAGUCGUCCCACGAGGUCCUGCAGCCGCUGCUCAGCAGCUCGGAGGGCCGGCCCUUCCGCCUGGGCACCGGAGCCAACAUGGAGAAGGUGGUGAAGAUGGACCGAGACAUGACCAAGAGCGGGAGUUGUGAGGUCAUAACGGAGGAGGCGGUGGCGGCCCUGAGGAAGGCCACUAAGUGGGCGCAGUCGGGGCUGAUCGUGAGCGUGGGGCCCCCCGUGGAGGCUCUGGCCCCGGAGAGCGCCGGGGGGGUCACCAGCGGCGACAAGAAGAAGACCGCCCAAACUGCCGUGUGCAGGGAGCGCAACUCCGACCUGGCCAGGUCCGACCCGGUCCGGCCCUUCAUCAGCGGUCACGUGGCGAACAGCAUGGCGGCCGAGGUCAUCGCCCUGCUGCACAGCCUGCUCACCGCCCCCGAGUCCAACACCGCCCAGAUCUGGACCUCCACAGCCGAGAAGGUGCUGUCGCGGGCGCUCAUGUUCAUCCCCCAGCUGGGGAAGUACGCGGAGAGCAUCCUGGAGAACGGCAGCAGCAGCGGCAGGAAGCUGGCCAAGCUGCAAGCCAUCGGCAGGCAGGCCGUGGCCGCGCUCUGCGCCCUGGGGGGCUUCAAGGAGACCAUCAAAAUCGGCUCUGAAGUCCAGGUGUUGGGCAAAGGUGUGCUGGGCAGCGUGGGCGUGGUCAUGUCCAUCAACGAGCAGGAGGGCAUCGCCACGGUGAAGUUCCCGUCCUGCGACUACCGGAAGACCUGCAAGGCCUCGGACGUCCUGACCAUCCCCAUCUCCCGCCUCUGCACCCCGCGCUCCGAGGCCCUGCCUCUGUACAAGCUGUCCAUCACUGAGAAGGUGGUGCAGGCGGUGCAGUCCAUGCUGCUGCCACAAGAGGGCAGUCUCUCCAUCCACACCUCCCUCCCCGCCUCCGGCGACGGCUCCAGCCCUGUCAUGGCCGCCGUUCGCCUGCUGGCGGAGAUCCGCACCAGGGCCUGCCUGGUGAUGGCCCAGCUCCUGGAGGACAGCUCCUUCUGUGAGGAGUUCAUCCAGCAGUGCCCUGCUGCUGUGGAGGUGCUGAACCUGGUGGCCCAGGAGUGCAGCCCAGGAGAGCGUUUGGGCGUGGUGGAGGCCCAGUGCGAGCGGGUGAGGAUGCUGUACCGGGACUGUGCCCGCCCCCCUCCCCCACCCCUGCAGACGGACAGGAGACAGCCCAAGGAGAUCACCUGGUGCCCGUCGCGGGUCUUCCCGCCGGUUCGCGCCUGCAUGUUCUCCUCCCGCCUCACCUCUGUCACCUUCUUGGCCGACCCCAGCGCUGGGGGGGGGCUGCCCCGGGGCACCUUCAUCUACGCCACCUCACCUGUGCCCAUCCAGGCGCCGUCGUUUUACUGGGAGAUGGAGAUUGUGUCGUACGGCGACUCGGACGACGACAGCGGCCCCAUCGUGUCCUUCGGCUUCGCCACCGAGGCGGAGAAGCGGGACGGGGCCUGGACCAAUCCCGUGGGCACCUGUCUGUUCCACAAUAACGGCCGGGCGGUGCACUAUAACGGCUCCAGCCUGCUGCAGUGGAAGAGCGUCAGGCUGGACGUGGCUCUGCUUCCAGGUGACGUGGCUGGGAUUGGCUGGGAGCGCUCGGAGGGCACGCCCCCUCCCCCAGGCCAGGCCUCUAAGGGGCGUGUCUACUUCACCUACUGCGGCCAGCGGCUCAGCCCCUUCCUGGAGGACGUGGCGGGGGGGAUGUGGCCUCUGGUGCACAUCCAGAAGAAGAACACUAAGAUCCGGGCGAACUUCGGCUGCCGGCCGUUCGCGUACGCCGAGGGGCAGGCCCACCGGAACGCGGCGGACCUGUGCCCCGACCUGGCCGAGGAGAUCAGCGCCAACUUCGAGGUUCUGCCCUUCGCCAUGGCGUCCGACAGCGACAACGACGCGGGCGCCAGCGUGGCAUCGGACUCGGGCUCGCACGGCCCGCCCUGCCGCAUCGCUGCCGUGGCCGCCGCCCAGCAACAGUACAACAGCGACGCCUCCUGCCACUACAAGGUGGAGCUGAGCUACGAGAACCUGGUCACCUCCGGGCCCGAACCACACCCCCCGCCCAUCGCCGACGACGAGAGCGACGAUGAGGACGACGACGACGUCCCCAGGGAGGAUCACUACGCCCUGCUGGUGAAGGCCUGGGAGACCAAGGUGUUCCCCACCAUCCGCCGACGCUUCCGCAACGAGGCGGAGAGGAAGUCCGGCCUGGACCAGAUCAAAGGGGCCCUGCAGCUGGGCAUGGUGGACAUCGCUCGUCAGACGGUGGAGUUCCUCUACGAGGAGAACGGCGGGAUUCCGCGCGACCUCUACCUCCCCACCAUCGAGGACAUCAAAGACGAGGCCAACAAGUUCACCAUCGACAAAGUCCGCAAAGGUCUGACCGUGGUCAUACGCUGUCCCGACAGCAACAACACCAACAGCAGCACGGGCGGCACGGCUCUGCCCAAAUUCGCCAUCCGGGGCAUGCUGAAGACCUUCGGCCUGCACGGCGUGGUGCUGGACGUCGACUCGCUGAAUGAGCUGGUGCAGGUGGAGACGUACCUGCGCAGUGAGGGGGUCCUGGUGCGCUACUGGUACCCCAUUGAGAUGCUGGAGCGCCCCCCGGCUGGCUCCCGCAGAACUGCAGCCAACGGCCUGGUGUCCUUGGACAGCAGCAACAUCCAGAUACACAGGGAGCUGCUUCGGUGUGAGGGGGCGCUGGCCCGUCUGUACUGCCGCAUGGCCCUGCUCAACAUCUUCGCCCCGAAAAGCCCCCACACCUUCACCCGCCUCUUCCACAUCCCCGCCAUCCGGGACAUAACCCUGGAGCACCUGCAGCUGCUGUCCAAUCAGCUGCUGGCCCCUCCCCUGCCAGAUGGCACCAUCAGCUCCAGCUCCAUCCUGCUGGCCCAGUCGCUGCUGAAUAACCUGCAGGGGCAGAGCUGCUCGCCCACGGACCUGUUCUACCAGGGCAACGCCCAGCCCAUCCGCGAGUGGCUGACUGUGGCCAUUACCCGCGCCCUCCACCAGGGGGAGGAGAGCCUGCUGGAGCUCACCAAGCAGAUCUGCUCCUUCCUGCAGAACGCUCCGGAGCAGUUCACGUCGGAGGAGUUCCCCGUCUCGGAGUCAAAGGUCAGCAUGGACGUCAACUUCCCCGGCGCCGCCUUCGUGAUCGUCUCCUGCAAGGAGAGCCAGCUGGGCUGCCGCAAGGAUUCGUCCCUGUACAAGGCCCCCUGGGCGCGGGUCAUGGUGUACGGCCUGGGGCACAAGGUUCGACGGAACGGGCAGCUCAACCUGAUGGAGGCGGUGUGCUACCCGCUGGACGCCUCCCCCUCCAACACCGGCCUCACGCCCCCCCCCACCACCAACCAGUACCCCUCCAUCAUCAUCCCCACCGACCGGGUGCACAUAAAACUGGGUGUGUCUCCCCCUCCUGGAGCGGUGGUGGUACUGCACUCGCUGCCGCUGGAGUUCCCGCUGGCCAUGGCGUUCGCUGAGCAGCUGCUCACGUGGAAGCUAGGGGGCGACGGCGAGCGGUCGGAGGAGGAGCUGGACACCGUGCCCUCCUCCGUGCUCCUCCAGGUGGUGGAGCUGCUCGGUGGUCUGCUCUGGACCACAGACCUGGCCCCCUGCAUUAAGGAGCUCACCUUCCACCUGCUGGCCGAGCUGUUCCGUAAGAUCCACCACCUGGAGCAGCGGCGGAGCCCGGCCUGCCUGAGCAGCUCCAUCGCGCUGCUGCUCAACCCCUGCCUGGCCGUGCUGAUGGCCCUGCAGACCGAGGUGCGCAAGCUGUACGACCGCGAGACGCAGGGCUGGGCGGCGGCCGCGGGGGGCGGGGCCUCGGCGGGGGGAGGGGGCGGGGCCCUGGCCCUGGGGACGGAGCAGAGCCGCUUCUCCACCUACUUCCACGCGCUGAUGGAGGUGUGCCUGGCGGUGGCGGAGGUGACGCUGCCGCUGAACGUGAGCGGGGUGGCGGUGGGGGCGCUCUCCUCCAGCAGCGCCCCCAACCUCAGCGACUCUUCCUCCUCCUCCUCCUCCUCGCCGGGCCAGACGCCGCAGAGCCCCAGCCUGCUGUCCAAGCGCAAGAAGGUGAAGAUGAAGAGGGAGCGGGCGGCGGCGGCGGUGGCGGCGGUGGCCUCGGGCAAGCGCGGCUCCGGGGGCGGGGCCAGGCUGUCGGAGAGCGACGGCGCCCUUCUCAACAUGGCCGCCGGGAAGCCCGAGGACAUGCUGUGGUUCCACCGCGGCCUGACGCUGCUCAUGAUCCUCCGUCACCUGGCAACCAAGGACCCGCAGGGGCUGGGCGUGACCAGCGACGCGGUGACGGACGCGUGCCAGGCGCUGGUGGGCCCCACGGCGCACGGCCGCCUGCUGGUGCUGUCGGGCAUCCCCACGCACCUGGAGGAGGCCGCGGUGCGCAGCGCCAUCCGCAGGGCCUGCAACGCCCACGGCGGCCUCUUCAGAGACGAGGUCUUCAUCCCGCUGCAGGAGGAGGACCCCAAGAAGGCCAAGGGCGGGGCCGCCCCGCCCCCGGACCCCGGCAAGCCCGCCCCCGAGCCGGACCGGGCCUUCCCGCCCGGCGGGGGCGGGGGCAACGAGAGCCCCGACAGCUCCAGCAGCGUCACCCCGGCGAUGAGCGUGAGCGCCUCGGCCUCCACCAGCCAGACCUCCAUCUGCAGCUCCUCCCAGGGCGUGUCCCGCACCGCCAGCGAGCUCUCCGUCGACCAGGAGCUGCUGGCCCCGCCCCCCGCCAACGCCGCCGCCGCCGUGGCUCCUCCCGCCCAGCAGGGGGCGCUGGACCCACACACCGUGUCCAGCCAGGAGAGCCUGGACUUCUCCCUCUGCAGCACGGGCAGCCUGGGGAGCCUGGGCAGUUUGGGGGAGCCCCUGGACAGCGCAGAGACGUCCGACGGCGGAUCCAUGUACACCGUCACCUCGCUGGACCACAACGCCGUCGUGACGCGGCCAAUCAAAGGCUACGCUGUCAUCGAGGUGCGAGCUCGGGCGAAGGUGGAGAAGAUCCGCGCCAGCCUCUUCAACAGCAGCGACCUGAUUGGCUUGUCCAGCCUGGAAGGGGAGGAGGAGCUGAUGGAGAUGACCAAUGAGGAGAUCCUGACGGCCUCCAGCGUGAACCAGAGCCUGUUCGACACGCAGGGAAGCUCCGCCCUGGAGGAUUACUUCACCGAGAAGUCCAUCCGAGGGGACAAGCUGGUGCCCGGUGCGCGGGACGUCCUGACGGACAUCUUCAAAAGCUGCGUCCACUCGGAGCAGAUGCUCAGCCUCACCCCCGCCAAACCCAUCAAGGUGUCGGACAUCUACCUGAGCAAGGAGCAGAUCAACGCCCAGACGCCCGGAAACCUGCUGCACGUCUUCUUCACCAACGUGCGCCCGCCCAAGAAGCUUCUGGAAGACCAGCUGACUCAGAUCCUGAGGAAGUACGGCGCCCCCAAACCCAGUAAGAGCAAGUACAGCAAGGCGGGGAAGGAGCAGCACCAGGGCAAGGUGGUGAGCACCAAGCGGCCAAUCACAAAGCCCCCUGCCAAGGAGAAGUCUGUGCUCAACAGCGUCCGGACGGCUCUGAGCGAGAAGAAGCCGGUCCUGAAGCCCAAGUCCCCUGAGAAGGCCCGACCGGACGAGAAGGACACGGAGAAGUCUCCCGCCAAGAAGCAGGAAGUUCCCGAGGAGAAGUACCUCACCCUGGAGGGCUUCCACAAAUUCACGGUGGACCGAGCCAAGCAGGACAUCCGGAGUGUGUGGAGGGCUAUUCUCGCCUGCGGCUACGACCUGCACUUUGAAAGGUGUACCUGCAUAGACACGCGCCACGCCCAGAAGGCCUGCAGGAAGUGGAGUUUGGAGAUGGACGUGGCGCUGGUGCAGUACAUUAACCGCCUGUGCCGGCACCUGGCCAUCACCCCCGCCCGCCUGCACCCCCACGAGGUCUACCUGGACCCCGCCGACGCCGCCGACCCCCGCGUGGCCUGCCUGCUCAGUGUGCCUGUGGAGAGUCUGCGUCUGCGCUUUGCGCUGCUGCAGUCUCUGAACAGCAUGCUGGAGAGCUUCUUCCUGCCGCUGGUGGAGCUGCGCCAGACGGCCACCUACCAGAACAGCAUCGCCGCCCUGCUGCGGGAGGCCAAAGGCCUGGUGUUCUAUGACACCAAGGUGACCGUGAUGAACCGGGUCCUGAACGCCACGGUCCAGCGCACGGCCGACCACGCCGCCCCCGAAAUCACGCUGGACCCCCUGGAGAUCGUGGGAGGGGAGAUCCGCUCUUCGGAGAAUACGUAUUUCUGCCAGGCGGCGCGGCAGCUGUCCUGCGUUCCCUCCUCUCAGCUCUGCGUCAAACUGGCCAGCGGCGGAGACCCCACCUACGCCUUCAACAUCCGCUUCACCGGGGAGGAGGUGCACGGCACCAGUGGGUCCUUUCGGCACUUCCUGUGGCAGGUGUGCAAAGAGCUCCAGAGCUCCGCCCUCUCCCUCCUGCUGCCCUGCCCCAGCGCAGCCGCCAACCGCAACAAGGGGAAGUACAUCCUGACGCCGUGCCCGAUCACCUACGCUGAGGAGCAGCUGCUGCACUUCCUGGGGCAGCUGCUGGGCAUCGCGGUGCGGGCGGACGUGCCCCUCCCCCUGGACCUGCUCGGGUCCUUCUGGAAGGGCCUGGUGGGCGAGCCCCUGGACCCCGACGCCGACCUGCAGGAGGCCGACCUGCUCACCUACAACUACGUCAAGAAGUUUGAGAGCGUGAGCGAGGAGGCGGAGCUUGAAGCGCUGUGUGCAGAGAUCUCCUCCCAGCACCACACGGGCGAGAGCCCUGAUUCGCCGAGCCGGCCCUGCUGCACCUUCACCUACGUCGCCAUGACGGGAGAGGAGGUGGAGCUCUGCACGGGGGGGCGGAACAUCAGCGUCACCUGGGAGAAUAAGGACAUGUACGCGCGCGCGGUGCGAGCUCUCAGGCUGCGGGAGCUGGAGAACUCGGAGUGUAUGACGGCGGUGCGGGCGGGACUCGCCUCCAUCAUCCCUCUGCAGCUGCUCACCAUGCUCAGCCCCCUGGAGGUGGAGCUGCGCACCUGCGGCCUGCCCUACAUCAACCUGGAGUUCCUCAAGGCUCACACCAUGUACCAGGUGGGCCUGAUGGAGACGGACCAGCACAUCGAGUUCUUCUGGGGCGCCCUGGAGAUGUUCACUCAGGAGGAGCUCUGCAAGUUCAUCAAGUUCGCCUGCAACCAGGAGCGCAUCCCCUUCACCUGUCCCUGCAAGGACGGGGGCCCCGACACCGCCCACGUGCCCCCCUACCCCAUGAAGAUCGCCCCUCCAGACGGGGCAGCAGGCUCCCCGGACUCGCGGUACAUCCGCGUGGAGACCUGCAUGUUCAUGGUGAAGCUCCCGCAGUACUCCUCCCUGGACGUGAUGCAGGAGAAGCUGCGCUACGCCAUCCACUACCGAGAGGACCCGCUCAGCGGCUGACCCCCCCGCCCUGUCUGCCCCGCCCCCUGCCCCGCCCAGUACCCCACCCCUCACCCUCUCCGGGGGCGGAGCUCUCCCCCCUCCAGGACCCCCCUCCCCCUCCUGUUGGAGUUUGUGGCCACUCCAGGUUUUUUUUUUCAUUUUUUAGUUUUUUUUAAUGAUAAUUUUUCAAGAGAGGAUCCGGACUAUCAUUUCCAAAAUGGGGAUUUAGACUAUAAUUUUUUACAUUUCUGCUUGUGUUCCUGUUCCUUUAUCUUCGUCUCUGGUCAUGUGACGUUGUCUGGGAACAGUGUAGCCAUUAGAAAUGCAUAACUUUUUUUUUUUUAUUAUUAUUAUUUUUUUAUUUUUAUGCGUGUGGCCGAAAGUCACAUCUCCCUGCCUCCCUCCUUACGGGGAGCACACAGCUGUGCCUGAGUUUCAGACGCCUUCAGCUUUUAGGGGG